UAAAAAACAAGAGACUGCAACAAAAGCCCCUCCCCCCUCUCACUACUUGUAAAAUGUCAGGCGGUUUGCUCAAACAGCUUGCUUACACUCUCAGCUCUCGUUGCUUCACCACCUUCUCUCGCCCUUCAACUCACCCAUCGCCCUCUCGCUUCUUCAGAAACCGCAAACUCAGAGAGCUCUCGCAACCCAAUUCCCUCGCUGCAAAGUUUUCCACUUCCUCUCCGGAGACUCCCACUCCCUCGGCCGAGCCAUUUGCUUCGCCUUUCCUCUCUGUCCAAAUUCGCUGCCAAAAACAUUUUGCUGAUAUGCUUUCAGAGGCUCUUUUAUGCUUUGGUGCAAGUUCUACUAGUAUCGAAGAAGAAGAUAACUAUGACGGAAAGGACGAGAUUUGCAUCGAUUCCAUAUUUCCUGUGGGUGAAGAUGUAAAUACAUGCAUUUCACGAGCUUCUGAUUCCAUAAGCUUAAAAGAGAUACCUAGUUAUGAAGUUAGGAUGGGUGAGCAGUUCGACUGGAUAAAGAAAACUCAGGAAUCAUUCCAUCCUGUUGAAGUUACUGAAGGACUUUGGAUUGUGCCCGAGUGGAGAAUUCCCCCUGAUGCACAAGCAACAAAUAUAAUUCUAAAUCCUGGAUUGGCAUUUGGAACUGGGGAGCAUCCGACUACUAAGUUAUGUCUGUUGCUGCUUCAUGGAUUGAUAAAGGGAAGAGAACUAUUCUUGGACUAUGGCACUGGUUCUGGAAUUCUUGCAAUUGCUGCAGUUAAGUUUGGUGCUGCCUCAUCAGUUGGAAUUGAUAUAGAUCCUCAAGCAAUUACCUCUGCACGCCAGAAUUCUGCUCUGAACAACAUAGGACCUGAAAAGAUGCAAUUUCACCUGGUACCUAGCCAAAAUCGGUCUCCCUUGAUAGAUCCAUGUGGAGUAGUGGAAGAUCAGAGCUCAUCUAGAGUGGAAGCCAUCUCAGAAAUAGACAAGUAUGACGUGGUCAUCGCAAAUAUACUCUUAAAUCCCCUAUUAGAUUUGGCAGAUCAUAUUGUCUCUUAUGCAAAGCCUGGGGCAGUCAUUGGUCUUUCUGGCAUUCUCUCUGAGCAGCUUCCAUAUAUCAUAGAGCGAUAUUCACAGUUCUUGGAAGGCAUAUCAAUUACAGAGAUGGAAAAUUGGGCUUGUGUCCAUGGCACAAAGAAACAAAACCUUGCUGGCAGCUAAGAAAUCUUUCUGCCACCAUAAACCAUUGAUGGAAGUGCAAUUUGAUGAACAAGUUGGACAGUAUUGUCAAUUAGCAGGGCUCUUCGAUGAGAAGAUGGUGGUGUCUGGUCAUUUUACAUCAUGGAAGCUGGCAUUAACAAUUCCAACCCGGAACAGGGACAUUUGCUGAUAUUAUUUGGGUCAUUCAACCAGAAACAGGGCUCUGGCAAAAAAUUAAAAACAUGAAACAGGGCAACUGCUUUUUUCUCAAGAGGAAAAUCACCAGCUGCUUACUGCUAUCCUUUAGGGUUGACUCAAAACUACAGCAAUCGCAUGCAGAAAUUCAUGUAGCAGUGGACACCACUGAGAUUAGUUUUUCUAAUUUCUACACACGCACUUGGGAUUAGUCUGUCUGAAGCAGCAGCCACCCAUGACAACUUGUUUUGAGCUGCCUGCU
This is a messenger RNA of Prunus avium (sweet cherry), 1635 nucleotides long. RefSeq names its product ribosomal protein L11 methyltransferase-like protein. Gene Ontology annotation, cellular component: mitochondrion. The record is from RefSeq and is a predicted model, not a curated record. Lineage: Eukaryota; Viridiplantae; Streptophyta; Magnoliopsida; Rosales; Rosaceae. Gene Ontology annotation, molecular function: protein-lysine N-methyltransferase activity. Gene Ontology annotation, biological process: peptidyl-lysine trimethylation.